AUGCUCGACGAAAACCUGCCGACGUACCGGUUCCGUCCGUCGUCGGACAAACCGCUCCACACGCUCCUAUCCUUCACGCACAACGGUUCCGAGCCAACAGUCGACAUGGUCAUGCGACGCCCCGGCGUGCCCGAAUGCCACAACAAGUACGCCAUAGGUCUCUUCGAUAUGAAGUACUCUGCCGUGCUGUACGGUGAGGUGCUGGUGGAGCCCGAGUGGACGCAGCCGUCGCUGUCGGCGGCCGAGGUGCGGGCCCACGGCGGCGGCGGCGGCGGCGGCGGCGGGGGUGCUCCCGGACCGGCGGCGACGCCGCAGAUGCCCCCCCAGUUCUCCAUAUUGCUGUACAACCCGGACCAGACCGUGGUGGUCAGGCACCACCAGGGAAGCUGGGGCAACAGGGACUCGUGGGAGUUCGAGGUGCCCGAGCGCAGCUUCCGCGCGCCGAGCGCCAGCCAGAUCGACCGCGAGGAUCCGGGCCCGCAGGCGUCCGAGCUGGUGCCCCGCGUCAACCUCAGGUGGAGGAGGGACGGGCGCGUCAGCAGGGACAUGACCUGCUACAUGUCCGGGCGGACGGUCGGGUCCAGGAAGAGCAAGGAGCCCGACAUCACCCUGGCCCUCUUCAAGGCGGGCAGGACCGAGUCCGCCCUGAGCAUCUACGAGCCCAACAUGCGGAGGGUCGACGUCGAGGACCGCAAGGGUCUGGAGUCCAUACUUCUCCUCUCGGCCGAGGUGAUCCGCGACCUGUUCCUCGUACCCAGGAACGACCCCUUCAAUACUGCCGGUGCGCCGCCACCUCCGUCGUCGUCGAGGAUGACAUCUGGCAGACCUCCUCCCCCCCCGCUGGCCAUCACGACGACGACCGCGACGAACGCGACGAACGCGACGAACGCGACCACCACAGACACAGCCGCAGCAGCGGCGGCGGCGGCGGCGGCGGCGGCGGCCGUGCCUUCCGUCCAGCAACCGAAGCCGCUGUCCAAGCCUGCGGGCGACGACGCCCGCGUCCGUCGCGAACAGGAAGAGAUCAAGAAGAUGCUGGAGCGCGAGCAGCGCGAAGAGGCCGAACGCCAGAGACGCGAGAGGGAGGAGCGCGAGAGGCGCGUGGAGAGGGAGACGGAAGAGCUGCGCAGGCAGUACGGCACGCAGGUCGACCAGCUGCCACAGCUCCCGCCGCGACCCGUGUCGAGCAAUCACCAUCGUCCUAGCGCCAGCACCGGCGGCGGCGGAGCAGUCAUGAGCGGCGGUGCCGGCGGGGGAGCUCUCUUGCCUCCUCAUCAACCUCCCAGACCGCAGAGCGUGGGACCGUCGUCGUCGUCCUCGCCGCAUCACCAUCACCAGUACGGCAGCGGGGCGAGGAAGAAGCUGAACAGCCUGCUGCAGCCCGUCUCCGGGGCGUCACCGUACGGGUCCGUCGGGCCUAGCCUGUCCGGCUUCUUCGGCGGGGGCAGCGGUAGUGUUGCGGCGAGGGUGGAGGAGGAGAAGAGGCGGAAGGCUAAGAAGAAGGGCAGUGUGCACUUCUGA
Molecule: messenger RNA, 1521 nt
Organism: Geosmithia morbida
Lineage: Eukaryota; Fungi; Ascomycota; Sordariomycetes; Hypocreales; Bionectriaceae
Exons: 1
Coding region: 1-1521 (506 amino acids)
Source: RefSeq, a predicted model, not a curated record